This is a messenger RNA of Zychaea mexicana, 2016 nucleotides long. RefSeq lists its product as uncharacterized. NCBI's taxonomy places the organism in Eukaryota, Fungi, Mucoromycota, Mucoromycetes, Mucorales, Lichtheimiaceae. Gene Ontology annotation, molecular function: metallopeptidase activity; polyubiquitin modification-dependent protein binding. The coding region runs from base 1 to 2016 and encodes 671 amino acids. The record is from RefSeq and is a predicted model, not a curated record. The transcript has 8 exons. Gene Ontology annotation, biological process: double-strand break repair. Gene Ontology annotation, cellular component: BRCA1-A complex; BRISC complex.
AUGGCCGCGAAAAAGAACAACAAUAAGCAAGGCAACGCGCCUCUUUCGAAAGCACAAGAAGAGGAAAUGAGUUCGGCACUCAUUGCACGAUUACUCGCCGAAGAUGCAAUGUCAACCGGUGGAAACAACGAUUAUUAUGCCGAAUACAGCAACGAUGCGGGUGCUUAUGAACAACAGUAUCAUGCUCGUGGAGAAGACGACAACGACGACAAUUAUGAGGAUGAUAGUGGGGACGAUAGCUAUGCUCCCAAAAAGAAAAAGAGUCGCGCAAAGGCGAAAACAUCACCUGGACCUGCGCGACGUGGACGUAAAAGAAAGGCAACAGAAUCGGAAAGUGAUCUGGCAGCAGCAGCAGCAACAACAACAGGAAACGAAAAGGAUGCAGAUGGAGCAACGACAACCGUAACGGCUGAAACACAAAAGAUAACGGCCGAGAAUCAAGUGCCUGCUAAGAAGCCAAGAAAGCCUGUGCCUGAAGGAUGCAAUACUGGUGUUUACUCUGAAGAAGAAGAAGCAAGGUUUUUGGAAGGGUUGGAGAACUUUGGUCGAGAUUGGCCCAAGAUGGCAGCUCACAUACGAACAAGAGACUCAAACUCUAUUCGAAGCCACGCACAAAAACAUUUUAUAAAGAUGUAUCGAGAUAACAUUCCUUUACCAGAUAAGGUGCGCGAAAGCGGAGAAGGCUAUACAUUAUCAGGCAAACCUCUCGAUCCCAAUUCCUCUGCUGCAAAAGCUUAUCUCGGCCGAUCCAACUCCAAUCAGAAGCCACAACAGAAUGGCACUGCAAAAGAUGAAACCAAGAAAGCUCCAUCAAAACCACAGCCUCAACCAUCCCAAGAGCAACCACAAACAACACAAGAACUGCAGCAACAUGAGCAGCAACAAACCCAACAGCCAAAGGAACAGAAGUCCCAACAGGAACAAAUUCCAUCUUGUGCAUCUGAUCCAGCCACACCAGCAGCUCAAGCAUCCACCGUACCAGGCCUUGCUGUAGGCGAACGUAGCAAAUCAGCGUCUCCUCCUACUACCCAACGAAAAGCACCUCGUAAGGAUGGCCACGCAAAGCCUCGCAGUGCCACUCCUGAACAACUGGCUUCUGCCUAUGACGAAAAUGGGCGAACAAACUAUUCAAAGUUACGGCUGCGUCGAACACGUGAGCGACCAUCAAUUAUGUACAGCCAGCUGAACAAAGAUGAUGACCCGCUUACCAUGAUCAAAUGUGAGCCAUUCAAUGGCAAGCCUGGUUCAAACAUGAGUGGUUGUCAACCAUUUGAACUCCAAGUGCAUUCAAACGUUCUUCUCGAAAUGGAUUUCCACGCUCACCUGAUGACGACAGAAAUCAUUGGCUUCCUGGCAGGAGAAUGGGACAAGGUUCAGAAAAAGAUGUGUAUCAAGGAAGCCUUCCCAUGUCGCUCACUUAACACGGGGCAAAACGAUGUGAAUGUUGAGAUGGAUCCCACCAGCGCCAUUGAAACGCGACAACUGAUUGAAGAGAAAAACAUGACUGUUGUAGGCUGGUACCAUUCUCAUCCAACAUUUAUUCCUGACCCAAGUAUUGUGGAUCUGGAGAACCAGCGCAACUACCAAGUUCUUUGCCGAGAAAAAUGCAACCAAGAGCCAGAAAAAAGCAUCGAGCCGUUUGUAGGCGCGAUUGUUGGACCGUACGACCCGCGAUUGCCCGGGUCAGCGUCGGUGAUUAAUUGGUUCUAUGUCGGUGACAGUAACGAUGAUCGCAAGAUCCCCAAACGCCUCAUCUACGAAUUACAGAAUGAUCAGUCAAUUUCGUCGGAAAAUGCAGACCGCCUCAUUAACCUACUAGACGUAUACAAAGAUUCGCCCGAAAAAGUCGAUUUUACAGAUCAUUGGCGACAAGACGUGCAUGAGAGCAAGCUGGAGAAACUGAUCAAGAGUCUGGGCGUGCGUAUGCCAUGGAUGGAACGCAGUAAUGACCAAGAAGCGCAAGCACCGGUGGAUUCUUUUUUGACAAGAAUACGAGAAAGCCUGAAAGGCUGGUGA